UGCCGCGGGUAGAUACAUUUUGUAUAAAAAGUAUAAAUUCAACCGAACAAAAUGGGAGACACUUCAAAUAAAGGCAAAUAUACCAAUCCCGAAGGCUCAGCUACGUGGGAGUACCUGGGAACCUUAGGAUGUGCCCUCGUUGCAUUUUGUGUUGGUUGCGUAUGCGGCUGGAGUUCGCCGAGCUUGGCCAUACUGACGAAGCCCGAUUCACCAAUUUUCGUAAACGAAAACGACGCGUCUAUCAUGUCAUCCGUAACUGCUGUAGGUCACAUGCUGGCACCUACCGUAAUCGUGUUGAUGACUGAUAGACUUGGCCGAAGACUGAGCCUUGUAGCUUGCUGUCUCCCAAUACUGAUCAGCUUUGGGCUCAUCAUAGCUGCCAAAGAUUCUUCGGUAGGUAUUACUGACACUUGCACUGUUCUCUCGUUGGGGAGAUUUUUCGGUGGUCUAUCCAUUGGUUUCGGGCUGUCCGUUGCACCGAUGUAUCUCGGCGAAAUUGCCUCACCUAAGUUACGAGGGACAAUGGCGAUCACCCAAGCCGCAAUGGCAUCCGGCGGGUCACUGUUCAUAUCCACUAUCGGGCCAUAUCUGUCAUUACAAGCUACGGCCUGCGUGGCUUUGAGCGUCGCUAUUGUCACUUUGGUUGCCGUGUGGUUCGUUCCAGAGUCCCCAUAUUUUCUUGUGAUGGUUGGUAAGGUAGAGGAAGCAGAGAGCACCCUGGAGAAGCUUCGCGGUAAGACAGAUGUCUCGGAAGAAAUGGAACUGAUUAAGAAAACCGUCGGCUUCAAGAAUAACGCAGGAAAGGGGUCUGAAAAAGGAGGAGCAAAACCAAACCCAAUGAGAAUCGACGCCUUUAAGCAGCUUGUCACAGUAUCGAAAAAUUUGAAAGCACUCACGAUCAACUUUCUAUUUGCAUUUGUGCAUCAUUUUAGCGGAUUUACGGCCAUAGCGGUAUUCGGGCAAAUAAUAUUCACGGACAUGAAAACUCACCUCCCUGCUCACAUAUGCUUCAUCAUAUUUAGUAUCCUCCAAUUCGUCAGCAACUUCCUCAGUAUGUUCGUCAUCGACAGAAUUGGUCGCAGGCCACUCACCUUUAUCUCGGGCAUAAUUAGUGGCUCUUGCUUCCUUAUUGUCGGUAUCUACUUUUGGCUUAUGGAGUACGGAGGCGUAGACGUUGCUUCAUACUCGACGAUCCCUCUCAGCGCCUUGCUAACUGGAACAGUUGCUUUGAACAUUGGUAUGUUGCCAGUGACGCCAGUCAUACAGUCCGAGACCCUCGACACCGACAUCAAGGCAAUUGCAUCCUGCUUGGUCGGUGUUGGUAGUGGAUUACUGGCCGCCAUAAUCUUAAGAUUUUACCUCAUGGUUACAAAAGCCUGGAAGUUCGGUCACUCGGUACCAUUCACUGGCUUUUCCUUGUAUAUCUGGUUCACCACAGCCCUCAUACUAAAACUACUUCCCGAAACGAAAGGCCGAACCUUCCUCGAGAUCCAAAGGGACUUGGCUGUCUGAUAUAGUGGCGUAAAUUCAAAGUGCCGACCAAAUCCUGCGGUUCUUAUG
This is a messenger RNA of Diprion similis, 1560 nucleotides long. Its product is annotated as facilitated trehalose transporter Tret1-like. Lineage: Eukaryota; Metazoa; Arthropoda; Insecta; Hymenoptera; Diprionidae. The record is from RefSeq and is a predicted model, not a curated record. Gene Ontology annotation, molecular function: transmembrane transporter activity. Bases 52 to 1512 code for a protein of 486 amino acids. Gene Ontology annotation, biological process: transmembrane transport. Gene Ontology annotation, cellular component: membrane. The transcript has 3 exons.